This is a messenger RNA of Manis javanica (Malayan pangolin), 948 nucleotides long. It is a transcript of the gene OR52H1, whose product is annotated as olfactory receptor family 52 subfamily H member 1. Gene Ontology annotation, molecular function: olfactory receptor activity; G protein-coupled receptor activity. Gene Ontology annotation, biological process: G protein-coupled receptor signaling pathway. Lineage: Eukaryota; Metazoa; Chordata; Mammalia; Pholidota; Manidae. The record is from RefSeq and is a predicted model, not a curated record. Gene Ontology annotation, cellular component: plasma membrane.
AUGGCCAUUUUCAACAUGAGCAAUUACAACACAGGACCCUUUAUUCUGGUGGGGAUCCCAGGUUUAGAGCAAUCCCAUGUGUGGAUUGGGAUUCCCUUCUGCAUCAUCUAUAUUGUGGCUGUUGUGGGAAACUGUAUCCUUCUCUAUCUGAUUGUGGUGGAGCGUAGCCUUCACGAACCCAUGUUCUUCUUUCUCUCCCUGCUGGCCAUGACUGAUCUCAUCUUGUCUACAGCAGGUGUUCCUAAAACACUAAGUAUCUUCUGGCUUGGGGCUCGAGAAAUCACAUUCCCAGGUUGCCUUACACAAAUGUUCUUCCUCCACUAUAGCUUUGUGCUGGAUUCAGCCAUCCUGAUGGCCAUGGCAUUUGAUAGAUAUGUGGCCAUAUGCUUGCCUUUGAGAUACACCAAUAUCUUGACCCCCAAGACCAUCAUCAAGAUUGUUAUGGGCAUCUCCUUUAGAAGCUUCUGCAUCAUCCUGCCAGACGUAUUCUUGCUCACACGCCUGCCUUUCUGCCGGACACGCAUCAUACCCCACACAUACUGUGAACACAUAGGUGUGGCCCGGCUCGCCUGUGCUGACAUCUCCAUCAACAUCUGGUAUGGUUUUUGUGUUCCCAUCAUGACAGUCAUCUCAGAUGUGAUUCUCAUUGCUGUUUCUUACACUCUUAUCCUCUGUGCUGUCUUCCGCCUCCCCUCCCGAGAUGCCCGUCAGAAGGCCCUUGGCACCUGCGGUUCCCAUGUCUGUGUCAUCCUCAUGUUUUAUACACCUGCCUUUUUCUCCAUCCUUGCCCAUCGCUUUGGACACAAUGUCUCCCGUACUUUCCACAUCGUGUUUGCCAAUCUCUACAUCGUUAUUCCACCUGCACUCAACCCUAUUGUCUAUGGAGUAAAGACCAAACAGAUAAGAGACAAGGUCACACUUUUGUUUUCUACCAAGGGUAAAGAAUGA